AUGACACCCAUCUCGCGCGUAUUGUCCCGUGCGGUCAAUAAACCAUACAGAACGAAAGAUCUCACAGAUGAGACUCCGCCUACUCUUGAUGAGGAUGGAUACGUUAGCUUUGGUCCGGGGGAUAUUGAGAACCCUCGGAAUUGGUCGAUGCGCCGUCGAGCUGGUGUGACAAUGGCUGCGGUGCUUCUAGUUGUGAAUGCCACUUUCGCCUCGAGUUCGCCGAGUGGAUGUUUCCCAUCAAUCGCUGAGCAUUUCGAUAUUUCCAACGAAGUUGCAGGCUUGACGAUUACCCUAUUCCUGCUAGGGUAUUGUGCUGGGCCGUUGAUUUUCGCUCCGCUGAGCGAGUUCUACGGUCGCCGAUGGAUCUUCUACAUUACCUUUCUGCUCUAUCUUGUCUUUAACUUUCUAUGUGCAUUCCCGCCGAAUUUUGGAAGCUUGUUGGUCGGGAGAUUUUUGACGGGAACGUUUGUGUCUGCCCCGUUGAGUAACUGCCCAGGUGUUUUGGCCGAUGUAUGGAAUCCGCUGGAGCGUGCCAAUGCGAUGGCUGGUUUCUCGGCGAUGGUCUGGAUUGGGCCAGCACUCGGACCUGUGGUAGCAGGUUUCCUCCAGUUGAAAGAGGAUUGGAGAUGGAGCUUCUAUGUGCUUCUCUGGCUCGGUGGAGCAUCGGCUGUCAUAAUGUUGACGAUUCCCGAGACUUACGCGCCGAUUGUCCUGUAUCACAAAGCACGACGGAUCCGCGAUGCACAGAUACCCGGAUAUGAAAACGUGAAAGCCCCAGUUGAGGACAGUGAUCGGACACUCGUGGGCAUCUAUAAGGUUGCUCUGACUCGGCCAUGGAUUAUUCUGUUCGACCCGAUAUCCUUGCUGUGCGCAAUUUACCUGGCGUUUGUCUACACGUUGCUUUACAUGUUGUUCACCAUAUACCCCAUCGUGUUUCAGGAGAGACGGGGCUGGAACUCUGGCGUUGGGGAGCUGCCGUUGCUAGGAACCGUUGUGGGUGCUCUAUUCGGCGGUGCUAUUGUUUUAGCAGACACUCGGAUGCGUCAAAAAAAGGUCGACAACGGUACAACUAAGAUGGAAGAUGCUGAGCCAGAAGACCGUCUACCGUUGGCGAUGGGUGGAGGCAUCGCCUUUGCCGCAACCAUGUUCUGGUUCGCCUGGUCGGCCGAGUUCAACUCUGUCCAUUGGAUUGUACCAACCCUUGCUGGAGUUUUUCUGUCGAGUGCCCUGCUGCUCAUCUUCGUCGGGUUUCUGAAUUACCUCGUGGACGUUUAUCAGAUGUACGCUGCAUCUGCCAUUGCUGCGAACACGAUCGCUCGUUCUGCCUGUGGAGCGGCAGCACCACUUUUCACAUCCCAGAUGUUCGCGGCGUUGGGUGUGGGAGGAGGAGGCAGUUUGCUCGCGGGUGUUGCCACUCUCCUUGCCGCUAUUCCCUUUCUGUUCUAUAAGUAUGGGAAACAAAUUAGAAUGCGGAGCAAAUUUGCCCCGGCUAACAAACAGGAACGGCCUGUGGAAGAGGAUAAGGAUGAAGAGCGUGGACUGGCAGAUGGAACUGUCGGCAGUAGUGUCUUGGGGGCGCAAUAG
Molecule: messenger RNA, 1584 nt
Organism: Penicillium cataractarum
Lineage: Eukaryota; Fungi; Ascomycota; Eurotiomycetes; Eurotiales; Aspergillaceae
Product: MFS transporter
Exons: 2
Coding region: 1-1584 (527 amino acids)
Biological process (GO): transmembrane transport
Molecular function (GO): transmembrane transporter activity
Source: RefSeq, a predicted model, not a curated record